AUGUGAGGCAACAACUUCAAGAAUCAAUGUUAGUUGGUGUGAAUUAGUGUUUAGAAAAAGAUUACUGGAUAAAAAGGGUGGAAAUGCUAAUUUGAUCUCUUCAGGAAACAUAUCUUUAUCUUGGUGUUAAAUAUCUAUGGAUAGUAGAUUAUUACUGCAAUAUACCCUUUUGUGUGAUAUUGCAUCAGUUCAUCCAGAGGAAAUGGUAAAACGGAUUCUUAUAUUGUAAUUCAGUAUAUGUAGUAGUUGAAAGAAGAUAGGUGGUAGUUCAAAGCAAUAUAAUUAUUUAUGCGUAUGUAUAAAUGCACAGAAAUGCAUGGAUGGAGCUAAAAAGGAAUUCUACAUCCGACAAUGAGGUUGACUUAACAUUGCAAAUUUUAGUCUAUGCGUGGAAGUUUUCUAUGCCUUAAAUAAUCCCACCUUUGACUUUGCCAAUGAUGAAAAUCAACUAAUCUAGUUUGAUAAAUAAUUUUCAUGUUAGCUACUCUGGAGUUAUGUAGUUGACUGUCUGUAGUAUCUUACCUGUUCAUAUAAAAACAUGGAAGAAAUCCAGGUGACCUUUCAAAAAGUCAACAAUUAAUGUCAAAAAAUUGGUGUCUAAUAAUACUGCUUUCCUUUUUUUUUAAAUAGAUAAAUCUCAGAAAUAUAUUUCUAAUAAGCUUUGUAAAUAUGUGAAUUGGUGCACGUCUUUUUCAUGUUUUUUUUUUAAAUAAAAUUUAUCAUUGUAUGAGGCAAUAUGUUGACAUCGUAGGCAAUUAAUUGAUUAGUAGAAGUGUGAAAAGGCUGGAAUAUGAAGUGCUAAUCAUCGACACCGCAAGUUGGCUUUUGUUUUCAGGUCCAAUUAAUGGCACUAUUGAUGCAAGCGUCAGACAAAGACUUGUAUUAAUUACUUUUAUUAUUAGCAGCAGUAGCAGUACAACUUUUACUAUUAGGAUGUUGAUAUGAUGAAAGUGAAAUAUGAAGCAUAAGAUUUUUUUUAAAUCUGACCUAGUUUUGAUCAGACAGUCAUCCCCAUCUUUCAAAGGACUGCAUGUUAAUGGUGAAACAUCUUGCAGAAUAGGGCACCAUCUGAAAUUUAACAAUUUGAAUUCAAGCUUGAUUCUGAGGCUUGUAUUUGCACAGCAUUAUUUUUUUUUUCAAAUGAAAAUCAAUUAGCAAGCUAAUUAACAUAGAAGUCAUAAUUAGCACUUUACUAAUUAAGCUUUCCUUGUAAUUCUACAAACAACUAUCCAUGGAAGUUUCCUUGAAGCUUAGCUACUACAGAUUUAAGCAUAUCCAUCAUCAAUCUUUCUCUCGCAUCGUCAUCCCUUGUGCUUAUCCCCACUGUCUUUUUACAACAUUUGAGUCCCUGUUGGUGUCUUGAGACAUCCCCCAUAGAUUCCCAAAGUUAGCCAAGGACAAGAAGAAACGUACAAAGUCUCCAAUUUUAUUUACUUAAUUCUCUUGUUAUGCCGAUGAUAAUUGCCUUUACGCUUGUUGUACUCCAUCUUUUAGAAAAUUGUCCCCUACACAGGUCAAUGCAAGCUUUAGUUUGCUUGCUUUAAUGGUUAUAGAAAUUACACCUUUCCUUUUGUUAUUUUCUUCUGUAGUGCUCGACAAGAUGUGAAGCAGAUCUCCAUCCAUAAAGAGAGUUAAUUGUUUGAAUAAAAAAAGUGAUGGACUUUUGGUGGAAUGAUUGGUAUAUCUCAAUUACUAAAUCAUAUAUUCUCUGUCUCAGCAGCUGCAUGGCCAGAGGUCUUUUUUAAUACCUGUGAAUGCACUCGGUUCCUUUUUGACCUCCAAAUCUUAAUGAUAUGUAUAUGCAAUUAAAUACUCGAAUAUAUAUAUAUAUUGGGCUCAUGUUCCUCUGUCCACACUGUUAAUGGUGUUGUGUGUAUGCCCUUGAUACUUUUACACCUUUCUGAAGCUUUUGUAUAGCCAAUUAAUGGAAAGCACUGGUGUUGUAUGUAUGCUCUGUAGAAACUAAAGCAGUCAUAUUCAUAUAUCAUUAUAAUCUCCGUUAGUCUUUCAGUCUAAUCAACAAUAAACAAACACUAACUUUUGGCUAAUCCGCAAUGCGAUGUUAGGUGGGAUCAAGGCAAGUCUUCUCUUUGCCGGUUAUGAUUAUUAAUAAUAGCUCCUGUCUUGCGAGUUGCGACUUUGGAAGAGAGGCCCGAGCACUAAUGGCGCAUGUCAUGGACUUGGUCAACAAUAUUAUGCCAGAUUUGAGAUCGAUUAAAUAAAAAUAUUUCACGUUGAAAUUGCUACAAAGGAAGAGAGCAAGAGAAAGAGAUGGGGAGGGCUCCCUGUUGCGACAAGGCGAAUGUCAAGAAGGGACCAUGGUCAGCCGAGGAGGAUGCGAAGCUCAGAGCUUACAUCGAAACGAAUGGAACUGGAGGCAAUUGGAUUGCCCUCCCUCAUAAGAUUGGUCUGAAGAGAUGUGGAAAGAGCUGCAGAUUGAGAUGGCUUAAUUAUCUGAGGCCUAAUAUCAAACACGGCGGCUUCUCUGAAGAGGAAGACCAAAUCAUACUCAGCCUUUACAUAAGUAUUGGAAGCAGGUGGUCAAUCAUGGCAGCACAGCUGCCAGGGAGAACAGAUAAUGACAUCAAGAACUACUGGAACACAAAGCUGAAGAAGAAACUUCUUGGCGACUACAGGAAAAUUAAUAACAGAUCAAAAAUAUCUCCUCAGUAUUCUCCAAUCAACCAAGAACACUCCAAUUUGCAGGGAGCAUUAAUAAACUCGGAAACCCUGAUCAGCGCAUCGACUGUGGAGAGGAUACGACUCCAAAUGUGCUACAUGAACAAGGGCAACAACGACAGUGCAUUUUGGCCUAUCUGCCAUGUCCAAGAGAGCCAACUUACCAAUUUGAUCACCUCUCCAAAGUUUGUGCAACAACAUGUGAAUCCCAAUGAUACAGUGUUCGAAUCAUCUCAGAUCAGGCAGGAAGUAGCUUUGCAGAAUUUGCAUGAAGAUACGAGUGGUUCGACGAUAGGGUUUUCGAUGCAGGAAGAGAAUGAUCAGCUGCGGGAGUUGGAUUGCUUCAAGGAAUUACUAGAGAAGGAGAGUAUGAGUUGGUGGUCGAGUGAAGUGAAGGAAGAAGCAAUGUUUAGCUGCUCAGCUGAUUCUUUAUUGCUUCAAGAGUGCAUGAGAUUGUGAUCUGGACUCUAGAGAUUGCUGUCUAGUAAAUUUUGUUUCUUUUCAAUUUAUUGUGCAAUCAUUAACAUAUCUCUGCCUUGCCAAUGAUAAAACAUAAGAUAAAAUGAUUGUUGGAGUAAAUUAAUAUUUUUAUGGAAA
This is a messenger RNA of Zingiber officinale, 3276 nucleotides long. Its product is annotated as transcription factor MYB36-like. The record is from RefSeq and is a predicted model, not a curated record. Bases 2272 to 3138 code for a protein of 288 amino acids. The transcript has 4 exons. NCBI's taxonomy places the organism in Eukaryota, Viridiplantae, Streptophyta, Magnoliopsida, Zingiberales, Zingiberaceae.